This is a messenger RNA of Manihot esculenta (cassava), 1703 nucleotides long. Its product is annotated as 7-deoxyloganetin glucosyltransferase. The transcript has 2 exons. The coding region runs from base 56 to 1528 and encodes 490 amino acids. Lineage: Eukaryota; Viridiplantae; Streptophyta; Magnoliopsida; Malpighiales; Euphorbiaceae. Gene Ontology annotation, molecular function: UDP-glycosyltransferase activity. The record is from RefSeq and is a predicted model, not a curated record.
AUCUUGCUUAAAGCAUCCCAUUCUUUUCUAUUGUCCGUGAUUUUUAAUUUAGAGAAUGGGUUCCUUAACCUUUGCUGAAAAGCCUCAUGCAGUCUGCAUCCCUUACCCAGCUCAAGGCCACAUAAAUCCCAUGCUAAAACUAGCCAAAUUGUUACACCACAAAGGCUUCCAUAUUACCUUUGUUAACACCGAAUACAACCACAAUCGCCUCCUCAAAUCUCGAGGCCCAGACUCUCUCAAUGGCCUCCCUUCCUUUCAAUUUCGUACCAUCCCCGAUGGUCUCCCUCCUACUGACACUGAUGCUACCCAGGACAUACCGUCCUUGUGCCAGUCUACCAGGAAAACUUGCUUGUCACCCUUUAGAGACCUCCUCUCUAAGCUCAAUCACACCUCUUCAUCCAACGUUCCUCCUGUUACUUGCAUAGUUUCAGAUGGGGUCAUGAGCUUCACCCUUGAUGCAGCACAAGAGCUUGGCAUUCCUGAGGUUCUGUUUUGGACAACUAGUGCUUGUGGCUUUAUGGCAUAUCUUCACUAUCGCCACUUAAUUGAGAAGGGUUUCACACCUUUGAAAGAUGAGAGCUACUUGACAAAUGGUUACUUGGAUACUGUUAUAGACUGGAUUCCAGGCAUGAAAGGUAUCCGCUUGAGGGAUAUUCCAAGUUUUAUUAGAACUACAGAUCCCGAAGAUGGUAUGCUAGAUUUUGUACUUUCAGAGACAAAAAGAGCGCAGAAAGCCUCUGCAAUUAUCUUGAAUACCUUUGAUGCCUUAGAGCAUGACGUUUUAUCUGCACUUUCUUCAUUGUUGCCUCCUGUGUACUCCAUUGGUUCUCUUCAACUUAUCCUCAAUAACGUUAAUGAUGAGGACUUAAAGUUGAUAGGAUCAAAUUUAUGGAAGGAGGAAUCUGGUUGUCUUGAGUGGCUAGACUCAAAAGAACCCAACUCUGUUGUUUACGUCAAUUUUGGAAGCAUCACUGUCAUGACAACUGAGCAAUUGGUGGAGUUUGCUUGGGGACUUGCUAACAGCAGCCAAACAUUUUUGUGGGUCAUUAGACCAGACCUUGUUUCUGGGGACACAGCGGUUCUCCCAGCAGAGUUUUUGACGGUGACUAAAGAAAGAGGUCUUCUAGCUAGCUGGUGCCCACAGGAACAAGUACUAAACCACCCAUCAAUCGGGGCGUUCUUAACACACAAUGGAUGGAACUCUACACUCGAAAGUAUUUGUGGAGGAGUGCCUAUGAUUUGCUGGCCUUUCUUCGCGGAGCAACAGACCAAUUGCAGAUACUGUUGCAAAGAAUGGGGCAUAGGUAUGGAGAUAAACAGUAAUGUAAAGAGAGAUGAAAUUGAGAGCCUAGUGAUAGAGUUAAUGGAAGCAGACAAGGGUAAAGAAAUGAAAAAGAAAGCCAUGGAAUGGAGGAAGAUGGCAGAGGAGGCUGCUGCUAGUCUCGAAGGUUCAUCUUUUCGGAAUUUGGACAACUUGAUCAACCAAGUGCUCUUAUCUUCGAAAAAUUAUAGUGAUCGCGGGAUGUAGGAUUAUUUUCAUGUAAUAAAAAAUCAGUAGCAGUUAAAUGGGCCUUAAAAAUUUAUAAAUUAAUAAUAACACUACUUGUUUGUUUCUAACUUCCUAUUUUUCUUUCUUCUCUCUAGAUUUUCUUUUAUUCUAUGUAUUUUUUCUAUUUCUAUUGGUAGAAAAUCCAAUUUAGUGA